AUGGAACACAGAAGAUUGCGCAAAGGGCCGCUGCCUGGAGGUCGUCAGGGCGCGUCUGGAGCUGGCGCUGGACGCGACAGCAUGCGAACCGCCAGCCGAGCGCGAGGUGCUGCACGACCACCCAGCAGCCCCUCGCAUCCAUCAUCCCCACCAGCUUGCUUGGUGUCGGCAGGGUCUUCGCAGACCCAGCAAUCGGCACCCGCCACUGGUGGAGUACGCGGCAUGCGAUGGACCAUCAAUAUGAAUUCAAACGCAUUGCGGGCGUAUUUUAGGGCGAAAGGGGGAGAAAAUGGAGGUUUCGCGUAUCGGGCUAGGAUGCAUCGUCUUUUUACUGAGCUGGAACCAUCUAUUACUGUCACCGAACAAAACCUGGCAGACCGAGUUCGGUAUAUCUUACGCUCAAAUAUAUUUGAUGGCGCCGAACUCGAACGGCUACGACAUGAGGCUGAUCCCUCAUCAAAUGAAAACGCUACGACUGGGGGUGCGGUGCCACAAGUUGCAGAACGACCAGCACACGUGGAUGCCGCCAUGAAUACCCCAGUGGUUGCUGAUUCAAAUGAUGAUGGAACAUUCACCCAGGAACUAGAAAUAGAGCAAAUGAGGAUUACAUUGGUAGAGGCGAUUAUAGAAAUGCGCAGUACGCCUCUCGAAAAUCGACCGCGACUUCCCCGCAUAGCCCUAAGCAAGCGGAAUCGGGCUGUCGUGAGGGCUCUGAACCCAAUGCUGGUGACCUAUUUGGAAGCCAGCCGGGACCUUUGCGAGACGGACUCAAUUCUCUUUGGCGCCGCACUGGCAGUCUGCCGUAUUAUAGGCGCCAAACUUUCCACGGCUGGACGCACUACUGGACAAAGUAGUGCUAUCCCAGCCUGGAGAACAAGAAUUGAAGAACGUAUCGCAAAGGCUAGGGCCCUCAUCGGCAGACUGAUAUGCUUCAGAUCAGGCAAUACCAGGCCAAGGAUUGUGCGCACCGUCAGGAUGGCGUUUGCUGGGACAAAUGUUAGUUUGUCCCAGCCGGAUAUAAUGCAAAAACUGACGGAGCGCAUAGACGACCUGAAGCAGAGAAUCGCUGCUUGGGGAAAGCGAAUUCGGCGAUAUACCGAGAGGUCGACACGGUUCAACCAGAAUCGUCUCUUCCAGAGUGAUCAGAAGAGGCUCUAUAAAUCAUUGGAGCGACCAAUGGUAAGUGGAACGGGCCCAGUACCGAAUCAGGCCGACACGGUCGCAUUCUGGCGCAGCCUGUGGUCAGAGCCCGUAAACCACAACGAGGGCCCUUGGACGGAAGUUGUGGCGAGUCAGUGUGCGGGUAUUACGCCCAUGGACCCCGUCACCAUAACGCCGGAUGACGUAGCUGAGGCGGUCCGUAGUGCCCCGAACUGGAAAAGUCCGGGACUCGACUGGCUGCAUCACUACUGGCUGAAGGGGUUCGUGUUAUGUGACAAAACUGCGACGUCGGCGCAGUCAGUCAGCAUCCUGCCAAGAGGUGUGAGCGCCGUGCCUAGGCAAAAUUGUAGAUGCAAAGGUCCGUUUGUGCAUAUGACCCAACCACGAAACGGUGCCGGGCUUGGGCGUCUCCCGUUAUUUGGCGCCCAUAAAAUGGAUAAUGGAAGAAACACUGAAAGGAACGCGCAUAGGGCCGCUGCCUGGGGGUCGCCUCUUAACCCAAUGCUGGUAACCUAUUUGGAAGCCAGCCGGGACCUCUGCGAGACGGACUCAGUUCUUUUUGGCGCCGCAGUGGCAGCUUGCCGUAUUAUUGGCGCCAUACUUCCCACGGCUGGACGCGCUACUAAACAAAGUAGCGCCAUCCCAGCCUGGAGAAAAAGAAUUGAGGACCGUAUCGCAAAGGCAAGGGCCCUUAUCGGCAGACUGAUAAGCUUCAGGUCGGGUAAUAAUAGACCGAGGGUUGUGCGCACCGUUAGAAUGGCGUUUGCUGGGACAAAUAUCAGUUUGUCCCAGCCGGAUAUCACGCAGAAACUAAGGGAGCGCAUAGACGACCUGAAGCAAAAGAUUGCUGCUUGGUGGAAGCGGAUUCGCCGAUUUACCGAGAGGUCAAGGCGGUUCAACCAGAAUCGUCUCUUCCAGAGUGAUCAGAAGAGGCUCUACAAAUCAUUGGAGCGACCAGAGUUAUGUGGAGCGGGAACAGGGCCGGACCAGGCUAACACUGUCGCAUUUUGGCGUGGCCUGUGGUCGGAGCCCGUAAACCACAGCGAGGGCCCUUGGACGGAAGUUGUGGCGAGUCAGUUUGCGAGUAUUACGCCCAUGGACCCCGUCAUCAUAACGCCGGAUGACGUAGCUGAGGCGGUCCGUAGAGCCCCGAACUGGAAAAGUCCGGGACUCGACGGACUGCAUCACUACUGGCUGAAGGGGUUCAUGGUGUGUCACGCUGUGCUCGCCCGUCAGUUUCAAGAGGCUCUCAACCAGAAGUCACUCCCUAGCCUCUUCACUACUGGGAUCACUCAUUUGGUUCCUAAAGACCAGACGGUUCUCCUGCCGUGGCAAUCAGUUCAUCAACUAUAG
Molecule: messenger RNA, 2514 nt
Organism: Parnassius apollo (apollo)
Lineage: Eukaryota; Metazoa; Arthropoda; Insecta; Lepidoptera; Papilionidae
Source: the annotation of a GenBank genome assembly